Messenger RNA from Ceratotherium simum simum (southern white rhinoceros), 581 nucleotides. RefSeq names its product mitochondrial ribosomal protein L20 (gene MRPL20). Gene Ontology annotation, biological process: translation. NCBI's taxonomy places the organism in Eukaryota, Metazoa, Chordata, Mammalia, Perissodactyla, Rhinocerotidae. Gene Ontology annotation, cellular component: ribosome. The record is from RefSeq and is a predicted model, not a curated record. Gene Ontology annotation, molecular function: rRNA binding; structural constituent of ribosome.
CUGGGAGCCCUCCCGCUUCCGCUGGCUGCGCCCAGGCGGCGGCGCGUGCUUGGUUGAGGGGCGGUCGGCCCGCGGGCGCCAUGGUCUUCCUCACCACAGCGCUCUGGCUACGGAGUCGCCUCACCGACCGCUACUGGCGGGUCCAGGAGGUGCUGAGGCACGCGCGGCACUUCCGGGGGAGGAAGAAUCGGUGCUACCGGCUUGCCGUCCGGGCUGUGACGAGAGCGUUUGUGAAAUGUACGCGAGCUCGAAGGGUGAAGAGGAGGAGCAUGAGGACGCUCUGGAUUAAUCGAAUUACAGCUGCCUCCCAGGAACAUGGUCUGAAGUACCCGGCAUUCAUUGGCAAUUUAAUUAAGUGCCAAGUGGAGCUCAACAGGAAAGUGCUUGCGGAUCUAGCCAUCUACGAACCAAAGACUUUUAAAUCUUUGGCUGCUUUAGCCAAAAGGAGGCGACAGGAAGGAUUUGCUGCUGCCUUGGGGGAUGGGAAGGAGCCUGAAGGCAUAUUUUCCAGAGUGGUGCAGUACCACUGAGGGGGACGCCAAUACCACCUGCCCUUUGCAGCCGAGUGUCUUAAGAAAAGG